Scophthalmus maximus (turbot) is the source of this 6475-nucleotide messenger RNA. Its product is annotated as proteasome activator complex subunit 4B-like. Gene Ontology annotation, molecular function: peptidase activator activity; proteasome binding. The record is from RefSeq and is a predicted model, not a curated record. Gene Ontology annotation, biological process: proteasomal ubiquitin-independent protein catabolic process. The transcript has 47 exons. Gene Ontology annotation, cellular component: nucleus; spermatoproteasome complex; cytosol. NCBI's taxonomy places the organism in Eukaryota, Metazoa, Chordata, Actinopteri, Pleuronectiformes, Scophthalmidae. The coding region runs from base 260 to 5701 and encodes 1813 amino acids.
GAGAGGAACCGGCCCUCUGCGCUCGGGGCUUUGCAGCUCAAUUAGCGCGUGACAUACUUUCCCUCCCGGGCUGUGAUCACCCUCCUUCCUUCCUUCCUUCCGCCCGGUGGCUGCUCGGACGCUCAGCGGCUUAUGUGCCCACUAACUUCGGCCGCGCACUUCCCCAGAGUAACACGCCAUCCGUCAGGCGCACCUUGUUUGUUUGUUUGUUUGUUUGGUUUUUUUUAAACCUGCAGAAAGAAAGCAACCGGACUGGCACAUGGCCGAGGACGGGCACGCGGAUGCGUUCGUCCCGCAGAAGGAGAUCGUGUACAACGGCCUGCUGCCGUACACCGGCCGGGUGGACCGGGAGGCCGCGGGGCUGCUGGCGCAGAUCAAGACGCACCUGUCGCGCGCGGUCCUCCUCAGGGAGCUGUGGCCCGGGGUCGCCUUCUGGUCCAGGAAGCUCUUCUCGUUUCUGAAGCUGUACGGCCGCAGGUUCAGCAAAGAGGACCACGUCCUCUUCAUCAAGCUGCUGUACGAGUUGGUCACGCUGCCCGACCUGGAGCCCCACAUGAUGCAGAACUACGCCAGGCUGCUCAUCCACCUUCUCAAGAAGAAAGAACUGCUGUCCAGGGAUGACUUACAGCUGCCGUGGCGACCACUCUAUGAACUGUACGAGAGGGUCAUCUACUCCAAAACGGAGCAUUUUGGACUCAUCUGGUUCCCCACCUCGGUGGAACACAUUUUGAAGGCUUUGAUCAAGAGCUGCAGACUGUAUUUCCCCGCACCGUCCACGAAGGAGAUGCUGGAUGAGUGGCGCCCCCUGCUGUGCGUGUUCGACGUGAUCAUGCAGAAGGCCAUCGGCAACAUGGAGCUGUUCCUGCCCACCAUCAUGCCCCCGGAGGAACACGGCCAGGGCUUCCAGUUGUGGUUUGAUGAAUUAAUGAACCUUUGGAUGGCAGUGCAGAAUCAACCAAGCUGGGAAGGGCACCUAGUGAACCUGUUUGCCCGACUCGCCAACGAUAACAUCGGCUACGUGGACUGGACCCCUUACAUUCCCACAAUAUUCACCAGGAUCCUGCGCAGUCUGAACCUUCCAGUUGGGGUCAGUCAGAUGGUGGCGCCGCGGUAUCUUAUCAACUCUUACGACAUCGGACACUUGGUGUUGUGGAUCACAGCACUUCUGGGUGGACCAGGAAACCCUGCACAGAAAGAGCUGACCUGCCUCUUCAACAGCAUUGCCUCCUUUUACCAUCCCUCCAAUCAUGGUCGCUGGCAGUCUCGUCUAAUGCGGCUGCUCCAGCGUCUCCCGGCGAGUGUUGUGCGCCGCGUGCACCGGGAACGUCACGGUGACCCCAACUGGAUCACUGUGGUCCCUGAGUGUCAGAGGCUGACGGAUGCGGACCUGCAGGAGUUCACACGCAGCCUCAUCGGAGCCGCCCUGCUGGCCAUGUUCAGUAAGACCGGCAGUACGGACGCUGCCUUCGCUCUGCAGAACCUGGCUCUCCUCACACCGGAACUUGUCAUACCGCCUGUACUCGAGAAGACCUAUGCGGCGAUGGAGACCCUGACGGAGCCGCACACCCUCACCGCCACUCUCAGCUGCAUGAUCGGCAUGGCCCGCUGCCUGGUCUCCCCCAACAACCGCUACCCAGAGGGCCGGGCGCACGUGCUCCCGCUGCUCAUGGGCUGUCUGCCAGGGGUGGACCCCAACGACUUCAGCAAGUGCAUGAUAACGUUCCAGUUCAUCGCCACCUUCACCACUCUGGUGCCUUUAGUGGAUUGUUCGUCUGCUCCUUCGCGACACAGUGAUCUCACAGAGAUUGAGAAAGAUCUGUGUUUUGCUUCGGCUGAGUUCGAGGACUUCGUUCUUCAGUUCCUGGACAGGUGCUUCGCCCUGAUAGACAGCAGCACCCUGGAACAGACGAGAGACGAGACAGAGACGGACACCCAGACUCAUCUGGAGAGCCUGGUGGAGCUGGGCCUGGCCUCCACUGUGAGCACCGUCCUGACACAGUGCUCCGCCGAAGUGUACAAGGUGGCGUUGCAGAAGGUGUAUAACUUUGCCACCUCCAACAUCUUUGAGACGUGCGUGUCGGGCAGGAUGGUGGCUGACGUGUGUCGAGCUGCGGCGAAGUGCCAUCCCGCCGAGUCCCUCCGUCUGUUCGUGCCUCACUGCUGCAGCGUCAUUUUCCACAUUACUGACAACGAGGAGUUGCAGAGUGAAAUAGAGCUGGAUAAGGAGCUGUUGUGGAAUCUCCAGCUGCUCUCUGAGGUAACCCGUGUGGAUGGCGAACAGCUGCUUAAGUACCAGGGGGACCUGGAGCGGAUCCUGUGCGUGUGCGUGCGCCUGCGCUGUAAACGGGCUUACGCGCUCGCCUGCAGUCUGCUGGAGCACACACUCCGGUCGCUGUCCCUCAUCUAUCCCACCGAGUACCGCAGCACCUCUGGAGGCUUUGACACUGACCUCCCUAUACGGGACUGGGGCAGAGCCGGAGAUGUGGCAGCCCUGGGUGUGUGUUGGCACGUGCCUAGUGCAGAGGAGGAGAACUUUGUCUUCCAGCUGUUGUCCCGCCUCCUGCACCCGGAGCUGGAGCGAAUCAAGGGCCACGUCUCUGGAGAUCAGCCAAUGAGCAGGGAGGAGCUGUUGCAGAGUCUGGCUAUUGUGCAGCACUGCCUUCUCGGAGCUGGAAGCAUGCUGCCCCCUCUGGAAGGACCACACGUUGCCGACCUGGUGCCCUCCAUGGUGAACCUGGGGGGGAUCAGGCUGCACAUAGGUGUCGACUACGAUGAUUCGCGGGAAAACUACCGAGAGUCCAUCUGCCAAACCAUGAGGCUGCUGCUACAUCACAUCCUGGAGCACUCGGAGGACGACACAAAGUCCCUGUUCGUCAUCAUUAAGAUCAUCAACGACCUCAUGUUUUUCCAAGGCACUCACAAGAAGGAGUUUGACUCGCGCUGGAAGAGCUUCACCCUCGUCAAGAAGUCCAUGGAAAACAAGCUUCAUGGGAAAAAACAGCACAUCAGAGCGCUGCUCAUUGACCGGGUGUUGCUCCAGCACGAGAUGAGGAAGCUGGUGGUGGAGGGCAGUGAAUAUAAAGUGGUUCAUCAGGAGCUGCUCUGUGAUCUGCUGCUGCUGUCUACCAGCACCUACAGCCAGGUACGCAGCAGGGCCCAGAAUGUUCUCACUGCUGCACUGGGAACCUAUAGCUUCUCCUACAGAGACCUCAUUCCCCGGAUCCUUCGACUGCUCUCACCGCAACACACCGCCGGCACACAACAGCAGUUCAAGGGUGCUCUGUACUGCCUGCUGGGUGUGCACGGUGGCGUUUGUCUGGCCAGCGUGAGGGACUGGGACUGCGUCGGGGAGGUGUGGCCUGCUCUGGUCCGCUGUGGCCUGUCCACCUCCAUGACCCUGGAGAAGCCCUCCAUCGGCGCGCUGCUCGACGACAUCACCGACAGGAUCAAUCGCCAGCACGACACCGUCGGGAUCUAUUUCACGGUAUCCGAGACGUGUGUGGAGAUAGCCGAUCAAAUCGCGCAGUCCGAUAAUCCCAUGCCUUGCUUGGAGGCACCGUCCGUGGAGGAGCUGGAAGAGGGGAUCCAGCGUCAGCGAAUCAGAAACGUGGUCGCUGCUCGUAAAUACGAAAAGCUGGUCAACGACCUCUUGGAUUGCCUUGAAGACACUGACCUGCCCUGGAAGUUUGAGCACAUGGCCGCAGACCUUCUGUCUCUCCAGCUGAGAGACGAUCACCCUCUGCCCCCUGACGCCGUCCUCUUCUUCACACAGAGCCUCAUCCACGACUCCAUCAGCAUACGCAAGGUGGCGAUCUCAGCAAUGGCUGGGAUCCUAAAACAGCUGAAACGACCAAGAGAGAAAGUGGCAGUGAAGCCCGCAGACAUCAGUGGUGUCGAGGAUCCGGAGGGUUUGAGUGUGGGGGAUCGCGAGGGGAACCGCUGGCUGCAGUACGACAGCGACAACCUUCCGCUCUGUCAGGAGCGGUGGGACUCGCAGCACUUCGUGGAAAAAACCCACUGGGGCUACUACUCGUGGCCGAGAGAAAUGAUGAUCCAUGCAGCUUCUGAAAAGCCCAAAGAUGACCUGCUGUAUGAGGAGAUGAGUGAGGGUGAAAAGAUCAUCUUUGAAUAUUUCUCAGACCCGGAGUUUAUUGACCAGCUGAUAGAGUUUCUGUCUCUGGAGGAUCGGAAAGGAAAAGACAGCUUCAACCCUCGACGCUUCUGUCUCUUCAAGGGGCUGUUUCGUAACUAUGGUGACGUGUUCCUGCCGUUACUAUGGCCUCGACUAGAGCAGCUCGCCAGCGACCCCCAUGAGAGCUCGCAGCGCUGCGUGUGUGAGAUUACUGCAGGGCUAAUAAGAGGCAGCAAACUCUGGAGUUUCAGCAAGGUGGACGGGUUGUGGCAGCUUUUGUGUCCUUUGAUCAGAACAGCAUUGACCAACAUCACAGUGGAAACCUACACAGACUGGGGCACCUGCAUCGCUACCGCCUGUGAGGGCCGGGACCCCAGGAAACUCCACUGGCUGUUUGAGCUGCUGAUGGAGAGCCCCCUCAGCGGAGAGGGCGGCUCGUUCAGGGACGCCAGUUUGCUGUAUGUGCUCCAGGGAGGUCUGGCCCAGCAGCAGUGGAGAGUGUCUGAACUGCUGCACAGGCUGCUGACUUACCUGGAGCCCAAACUCACCCAGGUGUAUAAGAAUGUCCGGGAACGUAUUGGCAGUGUCCUGACCUAUAUCUUCAUGAUCGACGUGGCCCUGCCCCACACCCGCUCCACCCGCUCCCCCCACGUGGCGGAGUUUGUCACUCGGGUCCUAGAGCGGCUCAAGCCCCUCACAUCGGAGCCAGAGAUCCACAACCACGUCCACGAGGAGAACACCCAGGAGACGGACGAGCGCACCCAGGCUGUCAAACUGCUCAAGACGGUGUUGAAAUGGUUGAUGGCGAGUGCGGGGAGAACUUUUACCACUCCCGUUCAGCAGCAGCUACAGCUUCUGCCCCUGCUUUUCAAGAUUGCCCCGGUGGAGAUUGAUGAGAGCUAUGAUGAGAUGAAGCAGGAUGCGCGCACGUGUCUCUCUCUCAUGUCCCAGGGCCUGCUGUAUCCUGAGCACAUCCCUCUGGUUCUGGAAGCACUGGAAGAGAUGGCGGGCAACAGGUCGUGGCACGCUCGCUUCUCAGUGCUGACCUACCUCCAGAUCAUGGUUUUCUACAACUUGUUUACGCUGCUCAGCGUGAACGCCGAGGUGCUCCGCAUCCGAAAGCUGGUGAUGCAGCUGCUGCUCGACGAACAGCUCGAGGUGAGGGACAUGGCAGCCACCACCCUCAGUGGUUUACUGCAGUGCCAGUUCUUCCCUCUGGACUUCAGUCUGCAGACACAGCUCCAGACGCUGAGUCAGACUCGCCUCCCCAAGGCCAGAGGAGAGCUGGCCUCCACAGCAGACUUAGUCCGGCGCCAUGCUGGAGUGCUCGGCCUCAGUGCGUGCAUCCUGUCGAGCCCCUACGAUGUCCCAGACUGGAUGCCUCAGAUAUUGAUGGACCUGAGCGACCAUCUCAACGACCCACAGCCUGUAGAGAUGACGGUGAAGAAGACCCUGUCGGAGUUCAGGCGCACCCACCACGACAACUGGCAGGAGCAUCGGCAGAGCUUCACCGACGAUCAGCUGCUGGUGCUCACAGACCUGCUGGUGUCGCCCUGCUACUACGCGUAGGCGGCCAGGUCCUCGACAGGCUGACGGGCCGGCACCACAGAAGAAGAAUGACACCUUUUGAACACUGUCGGGCGCUGCAGUCCUCUGUGCAGCCUGUGGGGAUAAUACCCAGUAUGAUAAUGUCGCAGCGGCUGAGGGCCUCUGCCUUCUGGAACUUCGCGUGUUGCUGCUGGCCUUCAGUACAACCCCGCAGGAAACAGUUUUCAAACAUUUACUUUAUUUGGUGUGUUAUUUUUCUCUCUCUCUCACCAAGCUGCUCAACAGCCCCAAAGGUGGCCACUUUACUUUGGAGAUAACCACCACUUAGGUGUAUAUUUUUUCUCUCUAUUUUAUCUCUUCGUAUCACAGUUUUUCCCUGCACUUUCAUAGUAUUUUUUUAAGCGAUACACAAACAGCUGGAACCUGAACUUCUUUAAAUAAAUACAAUACAAAGGUGUAUGAUAAUGUAACAAUGCAGAAUUAAUAUAUGAUCAAUAUACAUUGAUAUGACUAAAUCCUGCAAACCGCAGUGGCAUUUCUCCAGUUAUAAUUCAACACAUGCAGUGUGAUGAUGUUUAUAAUACUUCUUGAUAUUGAUUAUGCAAUAGAUAUAAAUUAAUAUUAAUGGCAGAUUAUUAAUAUUAAUAAGAAUAUAUACAACUAUAUUAAGAAAUCUGAUAUUUAAUGUGCUAUAAUGACAUUAUACCAAAAUGCAUACAACCCCGUGUUGUAUUAUAUAAUAGCUCAAUGAGGAUUUGCAGUCGUUUCCAGUUAAAUAAAUCAAACUGCAUCGUU